Asterias rubens (European starfish) is the source of this 1602-nucleotide messenger RNA. Its product is annotated as mandelamide hydrolase-like. The record is from RefSeq and is a predicted model, not a curated record. Lineage: Eukaryota; Metazoa; Echinodermata; Asteroidea; Forcipulatida; Asteriidae. The transcript is spliced from 2 exons. Bases 140 to 1495 code for a protein of 451 amino acids. Gene Ontology annotation, molecular function: catalytic activity.
CGUGCGUCUGUUGCAUAGUCUGGUAGUGGUACCUGCUGUCCGAUUUGUCCAUCAUGCGAUCAACAAAGUCAGUCAAAUUUUAACUUUUUUGAGUUCCAGGAAUAAUCUUUUGCACAGGUUUUGCUGACAAACUUUCAAGAUGUAUCGUCUUACAAUUGGAGAUCUUCUAGACCGCUUCAAGAACGGUACCCUGACCUGUGAAGCAUAUACUAAGCGGAUGAUCCAGCGGGCUGUGGACCUGAAGAUGUUCAAUUACUUCAUCUCCAUGGAUACAGAGCGGAUGUUGCAAAAAGCCAAGGAGGCAGAUGCCAGGUAUCGGAGCAAGAUCAAUCUACCUCUUGAAGGAAUCUUAAUCGCCAUAAAGGAUAACAUCGACGUAGAAGGAGAGGCGACUGGAGCUUGUACUCCGGGUCUAGCUGGUCUCAAACCCAAGCACACAGCUGAGGUUGCUAAGAGGCUUUUUGAUGCAGGGGCAAUCCACGCUGGUAGGACCAACAUGCACGAGCUGGCUGCUGGAGCGUCAACUAUUAAUACGUACACAGGAUCCUGCCACAACUUUCACAACUUUGACUACACGUGCGGGGGGAGUAGCGGUGGAAGUGGAGGGGCAGUCGCCGCCGAUAUCGUCCCCGCCGCCCUCGGCACCGACACUGGAGGAUCAAUCCGAAUUCCCGCUUCCUUUAAUGGGAUAUUUGGUCUGCGUCCCACAAGUGGGCGUUGGCCGGCUGACUUCGGCGUCAAGAUGUCGCAUGUUAGAGACUCCGUCGGCCCCCUAACAAGGAGCGCCAAUGAUAUCGCGAUCCUAGAUCACGUGAUGACAGGGGAGGAACCUCUCGAUGUCCCCUUGCCAGCAGAGAUUAGAAUUGGAGUGGCGAGACCUCACUUCUGGGAAGGUUUAGACUCUGCAGUCCAGGAUUACGCAGAGAAAUUCUUGGCAGAGCUCAAAGACAAAGGUUUUAUAGUCAUAGACGAAGGCGAAGUUCCAGGAGUGACUGAGAUGUUUGAAAAACACUUCAUUCCAUCCGUCAAUUAUGAGCUGAUUCCUCGCCUUAAGGAGUACAUGGAGCACCACGGUCACAAAGUAUCAGUUGAAGAAGUCAUCAACAAGAUAGCAUUGCCUGAUGUCAAAGAAAUAUUCCAGUCUGUGGUUCAGGACCCUGUCAGUCCUGAGCUUUACCAGGCAGCGAUGACAGCCAGAGACAAGCUCAGAGAGGACAUGAAGAAGUACUUUGAUGAUCAUCAACUGGACUGUAUCCUCAUGCCUGCCAAUAAGGCAACUCCUCCAAUGAUCAGCGCCUACGAGCCCAGUAUGGAAUUUACCAUCCCUGAAAAUGAUGACUUUGGUAACAUUUGCAACAACCCAUCCCUUGUGAUUCCUGGAGGGUUCGCCAAGGGGACUUGGGCCCUCUUUGGGAUGCAAAUCGAAGGUCUCACCGGCAACGAUAGGCGUCUAAUCGCAGUUGCAAGAGCAAUCGAAGAAGCUCUUGAACUUUAGACUACACGUUAUGAUCAGCUUUGACCAAGAAAAACACUCUUGACAUCAUUUUGGUAGGGCGCUCAAAAGAACUAAUUGCUUUUCAGAACCAGUGAUUUCAAUGGAUA